Molecule: messenger RNA, 942 nt
Organism: Monodelphis domestica (gray short-tailed opossum)
Lineage: Eukaryota; Metazoa; Chordata; Mammalia; Didelphimorphia; Didelphidae
Product: olfactory receptor 51A7-like
Biological process (GO): G protein-coupled receptor signaling pathway
Cellular component (GO): plasma membrane
Molecular function (GO): olfactory receptor activity; G protein-coupled receptor activity
Source: RefSeq, a predicted model, not a curated record
AUGUCCCCUCUCAACCACUCUGAGGACAACAUUUCCACCUUUUUCCUCAUUGGCAUCCCAGGAAUGGAACAUAUGCACAUCUGGAUAUCCAUACCCAUCUGCCUCAUAUAUAUCAUUGCCACAGUGGGUAACUCUACUAUUCUCCUCCUCAUCAAGACAGAGCCUUCUCUCCAUGAACCCAUGUAUUAUUUUCUCUCUAUGCUGGCAUUCUCUGAUCUUUGCCUAUCUUUCUCUUCCUUGCCAACCAUGCUUAGAAUCUUUCUAUUGAAUGCUCCAGGAAUCUCCAUUGAUGCUUGCAUUGCCCAGGAAUUCUUCAUUCAUUCCUUCACUGCCAUGGAGUCCUCUGUGCUUGUCAUCAUGUCCUUUGAUCGUUUCAUAGCCAUCUGCAACCCCCUAAGAUAUAGUUCCAUUCUCACCAAUGUCAGAGUCAUUCAAAUUGGACUUUUCUUUGCCAUUUCCAGUUUUGCAUUUAUAAUCCCAUUUCCUAUCACUCUAAGGAGGCUGAGAUUUUGUAAGGGAAACCUCCUUUCCCAUUCUUAUUGUCUCCACCAGGAUGUCAUGAGAUUGUCUUGUUCUGAUAAUAGAGUCAAUGUCAUCUACGGAUUUUUUGUAGCUCUGUUAGGCAUGAUGAACUUAGUACUGAUUUUAUUGUCCUACAUAAUGAUCCUAAAGACUGUUUUAGCUAUUGCUUCCAACCAAGAACGUUUAAAAGCCUUCAACACCUGUAUUUCUCAUAUCUGUGCUGUGCUCAUUUUCUAUGUACCUGUUGUCACCUUAGCUAUUGUUCACCGCUUUGCCAAACAUGGGUCCCCAUUAAUUAGGAUCCUCAUUGCUGAUGUCUAUGUCUUGGUUCCUCCACUGAUGAAUCCUAUUGUGUACUGUGUGAAGACUCGUCAAAUCCGGGAGAAGGUCAUUGGGAAACUGUUUUUAAAGAAGGCAUGA